AUGAACGAAAAGAGAUGUUCCCUUGACGGCUUUCGCACUCUCCCCAGAGUUGACCGGACGUGCACCGGGGCGGAGCGAGAACAAGGACAUGGAUCGUUCGAAGAAGAGAGUCGCUCCGGACGAUGGAUGUUGAUUCAUCCUCCUCAUCGCCGUCAGAACGGUUAUCCGUUGUGUGCUCAGCGUCAGCCGAGUACAGCUCUAACUCGUCUGAAUACUCACCAAACUCUAGAAGAAAAUUUCAGAAAUUCAAUGAAUGAAAGCGUUGUAAAAGAUGAACAGUAUUGGGAGAGGAGGCGGAAGAAUAAUGAUGCCUCGAAGAGAUCACGGGAAAAGCGGAGAAUCAGCGAUAUGGCGAUGGAACAACGCAUUCUGGCGCUCUCACAGGAGAAUCAUCUACUGAAGUCUCGCUUGGAAUCUCGUACAGCCGCCGAGAGCCUACUGCAAACGGCUCGUCCCGACUUUGCGUCACUACCAUCGCAGAGUAACACGACGUUGUUCACCCAUCAACUGCCAGCGUCUUCUGUCGGAUUGCAGUCGUUAGCUGCCCCUCCGCUGUCGUCGCUGCAUUCGUCGGUUCCUAGUCUAUCACUAUCACAGGUCCCCCUACUCUCUAGUACAUCGCAGAUUCCAAUUAUGCAACUCUGUCAACUGCAAGCUGCCCUUCAACAACAGUAUCGUGCCACUCCGUCACCGUCUUUGUUUUCGAUUGGGUCGGCUUUUCAGCCGUUUCAAGCUCACAAGGAGUCAGUGAUCAUGAAAGCGGAACGAAUCAGCCCGGAUUCGAGCAGUGAUCGAGUAGAACGAGUUAUACAACGAGUUCCCUCUCCCCAACAUCAGGAAAGAGCUCCGUCACAGUCACUUCUUGGAGCAUUGUUGGCUUCUCGUAGAACGUCACCGGCAGUGCCUCAAAGCCGAACCGAGCACCACAGUCGGCUUGGUAGCCCUCCACGGCUAUCACCAUCGAAAUCUGACUGUGAAUCGAUCUCCUCCUCAGCGUCACUCUCUCCUUCGCAUUCGAGCGAAGAUCAUCCAGAAUCGUCGGCGAUUAGAAGAGCUUUAGAUGGGAACAGUUCCGGCGACAAAAAGGAACAGUACAUGGAUCGUCGUCGUCGAAACAAUGAGGCAGCAAAACGAUGUCGAGCAAAUCGUCGAGCUGUUUUCGAGUAUAGAAGUCGUCGAGUGCAGUUGUUGGAAACGGAAAACGAUCAACUGAAGGAGGAGAUCGCCAAGUUGAAACGAGAAGUCGAUCAGUUCAAAUCGCUUCUGACCGCACAAAAUAUUAUGGACACCACUCAAUAA
This is a messenger RNA of Necator americanus (New World hookworm), 1299 nucleotides long. RefSeq lists its product as uncharacterized. Gene Ontology annotation, cellular component: nucleus. The record is from RefSeq and is a predicted model, not a curated record. Gene Ontology annotation, biological process: regulation of transcription by RNA polymerase II; circadian rhythm; DNA-templated transcription. The transcript has 10 exons. Gene Ontology annotation, molecular function: DNA-binding transcription factor activity, RNA polymerase II-specific; RNA polymerase II cis-regulatory region sequence-specific DNA binding. Bases 1 to 1299 code for a protein of 432 amino acids. NCBI's taxonomy places the organism in Eukaryota, Metazoa, Nematoda, Chromadorea, Rhabditida, Ancylostomatidae.